Molecule: messenger RNA, 2667 nt
Organism: Synchiropus splendidus (mandarinfish)
Lineage: Eukaryota; Metazoa; Chordata; Actinopteri; Syngnathiformes; Callionymidae
Gene: rsrc1
Product: arginine/serine-rich coiled-coil 1
Exons: 13
Coding region: 1194-2114 (306 amino acids)
Biological process (GO): alternative mRNA splicing, via spliceosome
Cellular component (GO): nucleus; cytoplasm
Source: RefSeq, a predicted model, not a curated record
GGAUCAAUAAUUUCUGUCUAAAGUGUUUGUGAGACAUGGUCUUAAUGGGACGAGGAAAGCAACCUUAUCGUGGACCAGAUUAAAUAUCAAUUUUCAAUGCGAACGUUUUCUGUAAAACUGGAUGUUGACUGUCCAAAUCGGCUAGUUAGCCGGAGCUAGCUAACUUCCCUCAGCCACAUCUGGUCUGCCAUGUCUACGAGAGACGAGUGACGCCACGGAUGAGCCGCACCUCUGAACAAGUUCCAACGGUCGCGUCCCCCACGAAGGUGUUCCGGAAGACUGUCUGAUCUCUGCCGACUCCACAUGUGGGAAACAGCUCUUCGCUCUUACCGUCAAUGAGUUUGGGACUCCCGGCGUCCCGGAUCCUCUCCGGGCUCAUCAUGUCCGGCUCCCUGCCCGGAGAAAGCGCGAUGCUCCGGCUGAGAACGGCCGCCUCCUCGCGGCUGCCUGGCUCCCCGGAUAAAGAGUCUCUACUCCCGGUUCUGUUGGACCCGGUCUCCAGCACCUCCCUGGGUGGGGCUUAGACCCAGUGACAAGCGAGGCAAGCAACAUGGACCGGCAGUCCUGGCGCACUCCGUGUGGAGCGGUCCCGACCUGCUCAUCCUGGACCGAGCCGAGGCUGCGACUCUGACCUGCCCCAAAACUUUGGGGAGAGCAGCACGUUCACAUCGAGGCUCAGAUCUUUGAUCGGAGACACUGUCUCUGUCUCGAUGUCCGUUUAGGGUCAAGUCAAAAUCCAGAUCAAUAUAGAGAGCACUGUUUUAGCAUGUGAGGAACUGGCACAGGCUCCAGCCAUGAGAGAAGAGUUUAAAGAGCCAACGCAAGUCUGAGAGUUUUCUGGGCCGCCAUGAGACAAGGACAAAAACUUCAAGCAGCUUAGUGGAAGAAAAGAGCAAGGCUUUUCUAACCCUACCUUCCAAGAAAGGGCUGAGAGACUAAAGGAGAUGGGACCAAGGACUUGAUUCAAGACACGGCCAAGACUUUGAGGUGGCCCAGAAAAAAACAAAAUUGGUUGAAGAAAGGAAGAACUAUUGAGGAAGACGAUGAUUCAGAUGUCACCAUGCACCGCGACCCGAUCGACUGCUCUGAGUUCGAAUAUGCUGUCUUGACGCCAUCGAUGCUGCGAGUGUGAUUAGCGUGGUCUUGUAGUGCAGUGCUGCGCCGUGGUGGAGCUCAGUUUUAAAGUUUUCAGGAUGGGUCGUCGGUCGUCCAGCAGAGAGGAUGACAGUCGCAGCAGGAAGAAGAAAAAGCAGCGUCGCCGCUCGUCCUCCUCCUCCUCCUCCAAGUCCUCGUCCUCUGGAAGCAAGGUGACCAGCAGCCGGAGCCACAGGUCCAGUCGCAGGAGCCGAUCACGGUCCAGAGACAGAAGGCGAAGAAAGCGUUCCAGCAGCAGUUCGUCCCAGGCUUCUUCUCGUCGAAAAAGGAGUACUGAUAGAGACAGAGGCAGGAGCCAUCGAUCUCACAGGUCUCGCAGCCGGGACAGAAGGUCUCACUCCCGCCAGCGCCGGAGCCGCAGCAGGAGCAGCAGUCACCGCAGGAGCCACAGGAGCAGCCGUGACCGGAGUCAUCGCAGGGGCCAUGACCGAGACAAGUGUAAAGAAAAAGAGAAAGAUAGAGGAAGGGACAAGUCGAAGGACAAAGCAGAUAAACAGGGGGAUGCAGAGAACAUCAAAGCCAAAUUAGAACAUCUGAAUCCCGCUGAACAAGCAAAAGUCCGAAUGCAACUGGUGCUGCAGGCGGCAGCAAAGACAGAUGAAGUGCUGAAGGCCACAGUUGCAAAGAGGGAAGAGGAGGCCCGACAGAAGUUAGAGGAAGAGGGAGCUUCGCUGGAGGCGCAAGUGCGAAGGAUAAAGGACAUCGAGGCCAUCGAGAGUGAUUCCUUUGUUCCUCAGGCUUUCAAAUCAUCCAGGGAUGAUAUCAAGACGGAGAAGGUUGAGGAGACCCCGAGCACCGAGUCCGUGGAGGUCAAUUUCCCCAUUUCCAUCAUCUACAAUGACAGCGACACCCUGGCACAUCCAGCGCUGUUCGUGGACAAGGACAAGGCUGAGGAGCUGUGGCUCAAGAGGCUGGACUCCCUGCGGCAGGAGAGGCUGAUGGGAAGUCCAGUCAUCUGAGAGACCCGUCCCCUCACUGGCCCUCGCCGCCUGCUGCAAAUCACUGGAGUGGAUCGAGUUUCUCCCUUUGCUUCCAGAAGUGACAGGUGUCACGCCGUUAUUUUGAAGAGUUGUCAUCUGCUGCUGUUGUGUUUUUAAUAAAGAAGAAUCAGUCCAACUCACUGACUCACACUGGUCGACCGCGUGCGUGCGUGCGUGCGCGCGCGCGUGUGAGAGAGUGUGUCUCCUCACUGUGGUGCCAUCAUCUGUUUAAUCUCAGACUCUCAUCAGAGGGAGGAGUGUUUUGGAUCAUUGUUGGGACCGGUUACUAUUAAAAUACACGCAUUUAUACCGACUUCCAACUGGUGUUUCAUGUGAGGUGUUACGUCAUUCCCUGUGUGGUGUCGGUGUUGAGCGGGUGUAGGAUUCACUCUGGUGGCUAUUUGAGGAACUGUCCCACAGUCAUCCACACCGAGUCUCGCGCGCUGCGUCACUGUCACGUCCCCACAUCGUCUGUUGUGUAAGCGACAGCGCGUUGAUUCGACAGGGCGCGUAUUUCAGGGUUAUGUUGACU